Molecule: messenger RNA, 276 nt
Organism: Gordionus sp. m RMFG-2023
Lineage: Eukaryota; Metazoa; Nematomorpha; Gordioida; Chordodea; Parachordodidae
Product: DNA-binding protein HEXBP-like
Exons: 1
Coding region: 1-276 (91 amino acids)
Molecular function (GO): nucleic acid binding; zinc ion binding
Source: RefSeq, a predicted model, not a curated record
AUGUUUGCGUGUGGGGAGAUGGGACAUAUUUCGACAUAUUGUCCGGGCAGAGCAGAGAGAAUACGUUGCGCAGGUUGUGAAAGAUUUGGACAUGUGUUAAAGGAUUGCCGAGUGGGAAAGGUAUGUUUUCCACAGAGAGGAGAGACUUCGGGGGCCGUGAAUAUGAGGAGUAUGACGGAGAUAGCUGGAAAAGGAGGAAAGGAUAUUGAAGAGGAGAUGACGUGUUUCAAGUGCCGAGAAAGAGGACAUUGGGCCAGAGAUUGUGAUAAAGAUUGA